GGGCUCAGUUGGACGGAGUGAUCAUUGGACAAUACGCAUACAUGAUAUAUUAUAGGUGUUGGCAUUGCUGGUGGAUUGGAGAACCGAGAAACGUGACGUCAACUGACGAGGACAGGGGUCGAAAGCAUAUUUUUAGUCGUCAAUCAACGAAGAGAACGUUGUAUCAGGCCCAGGGGACCUUUGUAUCAGGUCUGAUCCAUUCUAACAAGAUGCGACUGUGGCCUGGUGCCCUUCAUCAAUUUCAAAUGUAGCCCAUUUGAUGUAGCUAUCAUUAUCCCCUUCAUACAACGAUAGUCCCUACGUACUUAGUCCCUGUACCGCUUUCUACCUCCAUCCUGCGUACGACAUGGCGGAGCUUUCGUCGCGCCAACAGCUCCGUCGACGGGUGCUUCGAGUCCUCUUCAUCUCUCUUCUCCUUGACCUCAUAUCUUUCACCUUUAUUCUCCCCCUCUUCCCCAAACUCAUCGAAUUCUACCGCGACCUCGACUCCCGCGCCUCCAACGGUUCUCCCACUCUUCUCCAGAACAUUCUCUCCGUCCUUCAUCGGUACAAAAACUCUUUCGCCAAACCGAUCAACUCCCGCUAUGACAUCGUCAUCCUUGGUGGGGCUCUCGGCUCCCUCUUCUCCCUUUGCCAAGCCAUCGCCUCCCCAAUCAUCGGUGCCCUCUCCGAUAAAUACGGUCGACGCACGGCUCUUCUCUGGGCGAUGUGCGGAAACAUUCUCUCCGUUGCGCUCUGGGUGGUAGCGGUGGAUUUCCGGACAUUCCUGGCAAGUAGGGUCAUCGGAGGGUUGAGCGAGGGCAAUGUACAACUGGCGACGGCGAUUGCAACGGACAUUUCGAAUGACGAGGAACGUGGCUCAACGAUGGCUCUAGUGGGUGCAUGUUUCAGCAUUGCGUUCACGGUAGGGCCGUCGUUGGGUGCAGCGUUGAGUAAUUUGGUAUUUGUCAAGGCGAACCCGUUCGCAACGGCAGCAGGAUUCAGUUUGGUAUUGAUCGUCACCGAGACCAUUUAUUUGUACUUCUGUCUUCCGGAGACCCACGACAUCAAGAAAUCCAAGGAUCAGGCGAGUGGGAAUGGGAAGAUCCAAGCCUCGAAGGCCUCGAAUCCGAACGUCCGAACCAACUCGCAUGUCUUGCUGAACUUGACUCAUUUCACCUUCAUCUUGUUCUUCUCGGGCAUGGAGUUCUCGUUACCGUUUAUGACUUAUGAUCUCUUUGGGUACUCUUCGGCGCGGAACGGAGGAUUGUUGGGAUUCAUCGGUAUCAUUUCUAGCGUUCUACAGGGCGGCGUAACGCGCCGUAUGCACCCUCUGCUCGUGGUUCGGAUCGGAGUGGUCUGUUGCGCCCUAGCGUUCGUUUGGUUGGGAAAACUCAAGACGCAGGGAGAAUUGUACGGUGCAGGAGCUCUGCUUGCUACUACAAGUGCAACGGUGGUGACGGGAUUAAACAGCUUGAGCAGUUUUGAGGCUUCGGCUGGGGAGAGAGGUGGGAAAUUGGGAAACCAUCGGAGUUCUGGCCAAAUAGGACGCACGCUUGGUCCUUUGAUUUUCUGUUCCUUAUAUUGGUGGGCAGGUCGAGAGGUUGCGUAUACAGUUGGAGGUCUCGGGAUGGUUGGGGUGGCUUCGAUGGUCUUUGGAGGUUUAAAGGCUCCUCCAGGAAGCAUCCAACCCAAAUCGAUCAAGACCACGUCAAGCAAGAGAUAACAGGUUACCCAUAAAAGACGGAGAUUAGCAACUCAUGGAUGACGUAGGGUGUAUGUUCCGGUGGAAAAGGAUGUAUUCGGAUGACAUGGUACUGUACAAAUAUAUCGAAACAUGGAUUCCCUUGAUAUAUACCAUCGAAGCACCAAGAGCUUCCCACAAAUCCAUGAACGCCUCGCAAUGCAUAAAUCAUCCAAAUCCAGCCGACAC
Molecule: messenger RNA, 1912 nt
Organism: Eremomyces bilateralis CBS 781.70
Lineage: Eukaryota; Fungi; Ascomycota; Dothideomycetes; Eremomycetales; Eremomycetaceae
Product: MFS general substrate transporter
Exons: 3
Coding region: 347-1705 (452 amino acids)
Biological process (GO): transmembrane transport
Cellular component (GO): brush border membrane
Molecular function (GO): transmembrane transporter activity
Source: RefSeq, a predicted model, not a curated record